AUGGCUCAACCGCCGGGGGCGAUGGUGUCUCAGCCACAAAUGCGAAACGGCACCUCUUCCGACACAAAAAGUCCGUUCGAGACGCAAAUAAUAAUUCUAAAUCAGUGCAGAAAGUUGAAUGGUCAGAUCUUCAUUCAAAGGGACUACACGCAGGGCCUCGACGUGCAGUUUGAGGUCGAAUAUCCGUCGAGAUUUACUGAAAAAGUGCCUCGCGACGUCUGGGAAAACACAAUUGUCCGAAUAAAUCGGAUAUUCGCUGACGCCGAAGCGAUCACACCUCAAACAAUCUUCGAAACGUUGCUGGGGUGUUUCACGUGUUACGCCUCGUAUCUCGUGACCAAAUCCACAUAUCGCCGGAAAUUAGACGAAUUGCAAGAGUUUUUGGACCGAGAGAAUCGAGAAAUCUAUCAUAACGUCGGUUUUCAUAUCCGCAAUCCCAUGGAGAGAGGAUUGAGAGUGCUCGAAAUCGCGAUGCUCAUUCGACAAGGCGAGACACCACGCGAUGAGGUGGAAAUUCAAGAAUCCAGUCGUCCGAUUCGAACAAUUUGA
This is a messenger RNA of Caenorhabditis remanei, 549 nucleotides long. RefSeq lists its product as uncharacterized. NCBI's taxonomy places the organism in Eukaryota, Metazoa, Nematoda, Chromadorea, Rhabditida, Rhabditidae. Gene Ontology annotation, biological process: protein targeting to membrane; peptidyl-L-cysteine S-palmitoylation. The record is from RefSeq and is a predicted model, not a curated record. Gene Ontology annotation, cellular component: palmitoyltransferase complex. Bases 1 to 549 code for a protein of 182 amino acids. The transcript is spliced from 5 exons.